Molecule: messenger RNA, 4566 nt
Organism: Eleginops maclovinus (Patagonian blennie)
Lineage: Eukaryota; Metazoa; Chordata; Actinopteri; Perciformes; Eleginopidae
Exons: 10
Coding region: 1366-3795 (809 amino acids)
Source: RefSeq, a predicted model, not a curated record
CUAGGCUAGCGGUUUUUAUUUCAUUGGACAACGGAGAGACGUGUGUUUCGCUCUCGAUAGCCUACAACCGGUACAACCCAAAGGUAAACCUAAGGAGACAGACGGUGGAUGUGAUUCUUAUCGUGAAUCACUUUGUCGCUUAAUUGUGGUUUCUAGAGCUACAAAUGAAACCGACACUAACUUUCUAGCGACUACUGACUACAGCAGGAAGUCGUCGUCUUUUACGUAGCCUUAUCCUGUUAACAAGUAAGUUUCAUUUAAAUUGUUCCGAUGGCACGUACGCCAUACAUAUUUAUUAGUUUGUUGGUUGCUUAGAUAACAGAAAAGUGUGUUUAUUUCUGAAUGUGUUGGGUGAAUUAACGUCAAUAUCUCCAAGUCACGUGGUUAAUAAGAUGUAUUGAAAUGCAUUUUUACUAACUUAUUCUUAACAACGUGACGUGAGUUUACGUUGAUUGACAACGGUUACCCGUAGGGAUGGGAACAGCAGUCAAGUAUUUGAUCUAACUCUACUUGGAAACACGUGAGGUAAGUUAGCUAGUAGUUUCACAUUAGUGUUGUGAGUGACCGCUAAACUGGUGAAUGUUCUUCCGUACGGUGUAACACUCUUCAUUGAUGAAACUGUAGUGUAAAACAACGACGUUAAAAAUAAUGAACGAAGCCUUUUAAUUUUACCCUGCUAUCCUAACUUUGCAUCUCUAAAUAGUAAAUCACACAUGUAGGCUAUUUUUCUGCAGAAUUACUACUUUUACUUUUAUACUUUAAGUACAUUUAGCUGAUAAUGCUUGUGUAGUUUGUAAGGAUUUUUACUAAAUCAUUUAUGUAUUACUAAAGUAAAGUAUCUGAAUACUUCUUCCACCACUGUUGAUGUAUCAGAGUGAAAACGAUGCAAGACUUCCUGUGCAACCCCAUUUCCUGCUCCUAGGAUUCACUUUAAAGUGUUGUUUGCAAACCUCUGUCUAUGAACAACACGCCUCUCGAACUUUGGCAUUAUUUCUUUGCUGGAUGCUACAAUAAUGAAGUCGUUCAGUUAAAGUUAAGUAUUAAGGUUUAAUUUCACGUCUUUAUAUUUCAAAAACUUUACAAUCUCAUUUCAUCCUUAUUGAGAAGACACAAUCCUGUUUGAUCAAUGCGUUGAUAUGGCGCCCCACCUGGUGGCUAAUUUCCCUCUUCAUGGGAACUGCUGUAUUAGGUAGAGUUCGACGUAUUGUGAUAACGAUGGUCAGAGGUCUAUCAUGGCUGACCCUGAUUUAUACUUUUUUUCAUACCUGAAACAGUUCAGGCACAAGCAAAUGCAAAAUUAUAAUAAAUGACUGUAAGCUUCAACUUGAACUGUAUGUAUUCAGGUGGUGAUUCUACAAGUGCAGCAUGGAGCCAGUUAAAGCACUAAAAGGUGUUUCUACCAAAAGCCAGCUGUUGGAUUCUCUGAAGGUUUAUCUGAACAACAAGAGCAGAUUACAACCAAUCAUUGGCCUGGGGAGUAUUAUAGAAUGUGUGAAGGUCGGUACAAACAACAGAGAAAUAGUGUUACUAUGUGAGGUAUGUGUGUGUCGACUGAAUAAAGCUGACAUGCGAAACCACAUCAUGGGAAGUCUCCACAGAUACAACUACAUUAAAGCCUGGCACCCCCACUUAAUGUCUGAAUGGAAGGAGAAGUCGGACCUGUCGAAGCUGGCUUGGCCACUCAUGGAGAUUGCUAAGAUACUUGAGGGGAAGGAGGGAUCUGGAAAUAUCCAGGUAUGUUGUUGGACUCUGUACUUUGUGGAUGCCAACAGAUGCAUGUUUGGAUAUGAGCCCUCACAUCUUUGUGUGUACAUUCAUAUAAAGUGGUUAGAGAUCGAAGAUGCUGUUUACCAGAGGAUAGCAACACACAGCGAGAAUGACGCAGUAACUCUGAUAACUAUCUUGAGAGAACAGCAGGGUGAAACUGAAAGCCAUUCAGAGAGCGAAUCUAUGCAGCCGGAGCAAGAUUCCCUCCAAUCUCAGAGGAUUGUAUUACUUUCCAAAAACCACCAAACCCAGCCCUCCGAAGUGCCAGAGGGAUAUCAAACAGUACAUGCAAUCAAGUCCAUACGGCGAAUAGAGAACACUUCACCUGUACCCUCCCUGCCAUCAGAGAACCGCAGCAGCUCUCUGAGUGGCUACACGGGAACUGAGCCUCUUAUUGGUCUUUCCCGCGUUAUUGAAUGCAGAGGGGAAAAUGGCCGCACUUACUGUUUCUUAUGUCACUGCUGCCGCAUCAGAGCCAACGAGAAUGACAUCAUUGAUCACCUAACCGGAACUUCCCAUCUCAUCAACUACUUGAUGGAAACUCAUGGUGAGCAGGUUGAGGUAAUUCUGGCAGAUAUCAAUGACGACUAUCAGCUUCUCGUACCACUGGCCAUGAAGGUGGAGAAAGAAGAGGGCAGAGGGGAGCUGAAGGUGGUAAAGACACCAGAAUCCCUCAGUAAUCAACUGACUGGCAAAAGUUACCACUGGUGUGUAAAGAUGUUGGGUAAUGGAAGGAAACAUCCAGACAUCAAAAAGCAGAGAACAGCCAACAAAGGGCCAAAUGUGAACAACCUUGCAGAUCAAGGCAUGCCAGAGAAAUGUGCUGUGGUUCUGUCACAAUGUCCAAAAAGUAGGAGCGCAAAAAGGAAAAUGAGGGGAGUGACCAAUCCUGUGUUUAAGGUAAGCCUGCCUCUAACCAAAGGUUCACUGCUGCUGGAGAGGAGUCCUUUCAUGGUGGACAGCCUUCCUGGGUCCUCUGCAUUCCCCCCGUCAUCAGACUCAGAUCUUCCAGAGUCACCAGAGAUUUACUCAGAGGAUCCUGGGGUGACCUAUGACACUGGAUCAUUUGCAAUAAACCCUGCUGAACACUCCGCACAAUAUCAGCAAGAUCCCUACAGUGGAGGAGAUGCUGGUCAAUUCAUGGAACCAGAAAGAAAUGUCACAGUGACUCUGUAUCAAAAGAUGGAUGGACAUUAUAAUGACAAUGAAUACUUUAACCAGUCAGAAGACACAUCAGAAUAUCAAAAGGUUUAUGUGGGAAAUAAUUACAACACACAACAAGGUUCUCAAGUAAGAUCAAAUAAGAGGUGUUACAAAGAAUGGCAAAAUGAAGACCAACAGACCCAGAAUUACUGGCCGACGCCUGCUGUCUCCCACACUCAGGACUGGCCAUCUCAUAACUCUGCCUACAGACAGGAGACGGGUUUCACUGAGCAGUGGUACAAUCCAACUUCACAAAAUGCAAUUGCCCCGAGAAUUGAGAGAUGCAACGAGAUGAGCUUUGAUGCUACUCAACAUUAUUACCAGCAACAACCACAAACUCAGUACAUGGCACAAAAUGAUCCAAGUCUUCAGACUGGCAGUGUGGGACAGCACUGUUGGUCUGGUGAUAAGGCUGUUUAUUCAGAUGCUGCUAGGGUCCAAAUGCAUCCUUACUUAGGAGAUCCCCAUGCACAAUAUGGCAGUAAUGCACCAGUGCCCGGAGCACAGUUUUCUGGAUUUGAACAGAAACAAGUGCAAACAUACAUGGAGUUUUCCAUUGGUCAUGUCCAAACAGCUACACCAAAUUAUAUGACACAACCUACUGCCCAUCAAGGCGUCCAAGCAGGCUAUGGGAUGCAGUCUUACCCCAACUACAAUGCUGGACCUUGGACAAACCCUAACCAACACUUUCCUCAUCAAAACAGUGGUGAACAUAGUGUUGGCUGGGGUGGCUCCCAGUCAAACGCUUACAUGCCACCUCAGCAAGCUCAGUGGCAUUAUGGAGCCCAGCCUGCUGUUAAUUACCAAGCAGCCGGUUUGAUUUGACGAUUUGAGGAAGUUCAGCUAAAACAACUCCAUGUAUGUUAUCAUUUCCAAUUUUUAACAAUGCAAAUUUUACAACCCCCCCAACUGACACCACGUUUCUAUUGAAGGAGACAUUUUUUUCUACUGCCAUUUAAUGCAAACACACUGGAUGCACUGGCUUGAUGUCUCUUUCAGAAAUGGGAAUCUCCUAAUGGAAGGAUGUUAUGCCUUUUCAUUUUGAAUGUUAUUGAUGACCAUAUUUUCAUAUCUAUCUAUAUACUAUUUUAUUUGUUAUAUAUAUAUAUAUUUUUUUUACAUUAAACAGGAUUUCUUCUUUUCUUUAAUCCAAAGCUAAAACCAAAUCUGAUAGUAGACCGUUAUUAUUAUACGUAAAAGUGUAUUUGUUGUAUCACCUGCUUACAGAAAAGUUUUACGGUGACUUAUAAAAUGUAUUUGUUCAGAGCAACCGUUGAGAAGUUAUAAAGGUUUAAAUCGGACUAAAGCUCUGUUGUUUUUUGUCAAACGAAUGUGACUUUGUAUGUUAUGUACAAGAUGUACCUGAAUUCCAAAGAAGUAUUUACUUUAAAAUUCAUUUAAAGUGAUGACCUACUUAAGUUUUGUGCUUGAUUAUAUUUUCUGAACUGUUUAUCAAAUACCUCUUUUGCCUUUUUAACAUAGUAUGUCUGGUGGUAUACUAUGUCACACAAAUGUGUUGUAUGUUUAAGUUUGGAACCUGUGUAAAAAGUGUGCCCUGUUCAAAAUAAAGGCGUACUGGAAACGCAUUUUACUGAA